Molecule: messenger RNA, 567 nt
Organism: Kluyveromyces lactis
Lineage: Eukaryota; Fungi; Ascomycota; Saccharomycetes; Saccharomycetales; Saccharomycetaceae
Gene: GNA1
Product: glucosamine 6-phosphate N-acetyltransferase
Exons: 1
Coding region: 1-567 (188 amino acids)
Biological process (GO): UDP-N-acetylglucosamine biosynthetic process
Cellular component (GO): endoplasmic reticulum; Golgi apparatus; endoplasmic reticulum-Golgi intermediate compartment
Molecular function (GO): monosaccharide binding; glucosamine 6-phosphate N-acetyltransferase activity
Source: RefSeq, a predicted model, not a curated record
AUGAACCAUGAUAAAAGAACCUUUAUAGUCUCUUUGUUACAUCAACAAUUGAUAUUACCAUUCAUUUCUACCAUCAUCCUGCCGUUAAUUGGAAUUCUUACCAUGUCAUUACCAGAAGGAUACACAAUUAGAAGAACCAAGAAAGAUGAUUUUUCUGGGGUUACAUCUGUGCUGAAAGUGCUAACGAUGGUUGGUGAUGUGAGCCAAGAUCAAUUCCAUUCACUAAUAGACCAUUGGGAUUCAGUCACGAUAGGAGAUAUACCUAUGUACAAUAGCACUGUGAUCGUUGACACAAAUGGGGAAGUUGUCGCCACAGGAAACGUGCUAGUCGAGAAAAAAGUUAUUCACGAAUGUGGGCUUGUUGGUCAUAUUGAAGACAUUGCAGUGAGAAAAGAUCAACAGGGGAAGAAAUUGGGAUUGAUAUUAAUUCAGUAUUUAUACAAAUUAGCUAACGAGUAUGGAUGCUAUAAAGUUAUUCUUGAUUGUGAUGAAAGUAAUGUUGGAUUCUAUGAGAAAUGUGGAUUGAAAAAAGCUGGUGUCGAAAUGCAAAUCAGAUUCGACAAAUGA